AUGAAAUUAAUCUUAGCUAAAAAAGAUGAAGAUGAAACUGCUAUCUUGUCAGAUUUUCAUCAGGAAGUUAUUAGGAUACGUUUAGUUACGACUGGACUUGAAAAUACUAUUCUAGAAAAUGGUGAUUACGAAGCUAAAUUUAAGGAAGACGGUUUAGAUUGUCCGAAUGCUGAUUUAAAUAAUCGGAUAAUUACUAUCAAUUGGAAUGAGUAUAGCUAUCAUGCUAUCGAUUACGCUUGCAAGGUUAUCAAAAAAGCAGCUACUAAUAUAGCUCAAAUCUCUCUAAAGCUUGAAGACCCGAAGCGAGACACCAAGGCAAAGAUUUGCUUCUUGUUGAGAUCAAAUUCCAACAAGUUUACGCAAAUGAUGGCUAGACAUCGAUCGAAAUCGGUGGAAGGAUUGAAGUCUAAAAUGAUCCUUAGUCCACCACCGCAAUAUGAUGUUCAACAUGAUUCAUGA
This is a messenger RNA of Trichoplax adhaerens, 459 nucleotides long. RefSeq lists its product as uncharacterized. NCBI's taxonomy places the organism in Eukaryota, Metazoa, Placozoa, Uniplacotomia, Trichoplacea, Trichoplacidae. Bases 1 to 459 code for a protein of 152 amino acids. The record is from RefSeq and is a predicted model, not a curated record. The transcript has 2 exons.